Hydractinia symbiolongicarpus is the source of this 734-nucleotide messenger RNA. RefSeq lists its product as uncharacterized. The record is from RefSeq and is a predicted model, not a curated record. NCBI's taxonomy places the organism in Eukaryota, Metazoa, Cnidaria, Hydrozoa, Anthoathecata, Hydractiniidae. Bases 179 to 730 code for a protein of 183 amino acids. The transcript is spliced from 3 exons.
AUAUCUCAGUUCAGAAGAAAGGAAGUAAUGCUCGUAUAUUGCAAUAGGCGAAUCGCUUCCUGAUGUUUAUUAUGAAGGGUUGCGUGAUUAUUUGGAUGCUGGAACAAAUGUGACUGAAAGCUCUGGUCAAAGCGUUCACUCCGACAGCGAAAGUCACGAUACUAUUCAACAAGAUCCGAUGGAUGAAGGAUCCACUUCAAAUGUAACAGAUGAGCGUAGAAGUGUCGAAACAGUAAACUUUCAAGAAAUUCAAACUGAGUUCACGGAAGCUAGCGAAAAAAUAUUGAGGAUGAUCGAGUUAAACCGCAAUAACAAUGAUUUUUUACGAGGAGUGUCAAAGUUUUGUGACAGAAUUUCAAAGUACGAAACUCAGACUUCAAAACUCUGUUCUGCAUUCCACACAUUCGCAAGUGAUAUUCACUACAGUAAAAAAGUUACCAACCAAACUCAUUCUAAAAGUCGAACUGGCAAGAAAAUAAAAGUUCAACCAGAGGCUGUUAAAAGACGAAGCACAAUUUCCGGAAGCAAGGUUGCUAUUCAAAAAGGGAUGACGAAACGUAAGAACCCGUUCAACGUUGAACCAAGUUUGAAACGAGGUCAUUCGUUUACUAAAAAUGUUAGUAAUAACGAACCCGUUGCGAAAAAAGCCGGCCGAACAAUGGGUUCUAAAACAAAGUUUUUAACUCCGCAAGUAAAGAGACCAGCCAUUAAAAAGGACAGUAAACAGUAAACAA